This is a messenger RNA of Diabrotica virgifera virgifera (western corn rootworm), 2277 nucleotides long. RefSeq names its product proton-coupled folate transporter. The record is from RefSeq and is a predicted model, not a curated record. Lineage: Eukaryota; Metazoa; Arthropoda; Insecta; Coleoptera; Chrysomelidae. Gene Ontology annotation, cellular component: membrane. The transcript is spliced from 7 exons. Gene Ontology annotation, molecular function: transmembrane transporter activity. Gene Ontology annotation, biological process: transmembrane transport. Bases 88 to 1554 code for a protein of 488 amino acids.
GGCACAUAUAUAAGUAAUAAUCCCUUUCUUUCGUUUUAAUAUGUAUUUCAUAGUUAAACGGACAGUGAUUUUCAAAUAAGGACAACAAUGGCGUGGUACAAAUAUUUUAGUGUGGAGGUACCUAUGUGCCUUUUAAUUUUUGCCAUGGAGUUGAGCGGCUCUGUUUCUACGAAUUUGAUGAUGUAUAGGACAUGCUACACUAUACUAGAUUAUCCAGAGGCAGAUUGUGCCCAAUUAGGAAAUUAUGUUAAUAACGUUACUAUAGAUCUCGAGCCAAAAGUGCAGCCAACUAUUAAUUAUAUUAAUAUGGUCCAAAAUAUAAUUCAUAACACAUUUCCCAUAUUAGUUUGCAUGUUUAUUGGGACGUGGUCAGAUAAGUUUGGAAGGAAACCUUUCAUGCUAGUAAGCAUGAUAAGUGGAACUCUUUCCGCUAUAAACACUUUUUUGAUUGUACAUUUUAAAUACGCAAGUGCUUGGUGGUUUGUUGCUGCUGGAAUUCCAUCAGUGGUAACAGGAGGAAUGGCAACCGGUGCUAUUGUCAAUUCUGCUUAUUUGAUAGAUGUUUCGACAAAAAAAGACCGAGUAAUAAGAUUAGCCACUUUUGAAUUUGUAAUGAUGUCAUCAGGUUUUGUUGCCAAAAUGAUAGCAUCGCGUGUUUUAUACGCUACAAGUUAUGAAACAAUGUAUCUGAUUACGAUCGGAUUACAUAUACCUAGUAUUCUUUACACAAUUUUCUUUAUUCCGGAAUCAAGAAAGGAUGUCAAGAAGAUCAGUGAGAUAUUUAGUUUAAAGGACAUAUGCGCCCACUUAAACAUCAAAACAGUUUUACAAGAGGCAUUUAGAAAAAGAGAAAAUAACAUAAAUAGAUACUUGUACAGCGUUAUAGCCAUCCAGUUAAUAUGGUCUUUUGGCAUGGGAGACAUGCAAGUUUUUUCGUUAUAUUUGAGGAACAGACUUCAUUGGACCAUAAGCAAAUUAAAUUUAGUAAGCAGCAUCACCACUAUUGGACAUAUGAUUAUAGCAUCCUUGGGUACUUAUAUUUUGUAUAAGGUUUUGAAAAUCAAGGAGAUGCGGCUGGCCUUGUUGGGUGUUACAUGCAUAACAAUAGCUACUUUUCUUCGAGCCAUAGCAAAAAGCGAUAUCUAUAUUUACAUUACUAACGUUCUUGGCUGUUUUGGAGGAUUAACUAUGCUUAUGUGGAAGACAGUAAUGUCUUAUAUGCUCAGACCGGAAGAAAUGGGAAAUAUUAUGGCUCUCAUGAGUAUAAUACAGAGCUUAAUUUCGCUGCUAUCCGGUCUGGUAUAUCCAGCAAUAUACAAUGCUACGAUAAAUACAAACAGCGGCUUAUAUAAUUAUCUGUCACUGGUAAUUAAUGUCAUUGUUGGUAUAUCAAUAUUAGUUCUAUCAAGAUUAAAUAUACCACACUAUCAACCAGAUCCAAUUCCACUAUCUAAAGAACAAGAAAGUGAGAAAAAUUCAACAACUAGUAAAAUAGCUGAUACGACGGUAGAAAUUGCACAUGAAAAUGAAAAUAAAGAUGACCAACGCUACUAAACUUCAGGACUAAUAUUAAUUAGUUUUCCGAAAUUACUUUGCUGUUAGAUCUUUAUGCGUAUGCGGGGUCGGCUUUCUUAGUGUGUCUAUCUUUGGUCAUAUCAACACCAAUCCUUUUCACCGACAUGCCCUGCCUAAGCGUCUACCCCCAGGUCUUCUUUGGUCUUCUUUUCCUACUCCUUUCAGGAACUUGCAGUUCAGCAGUUCUUUGCAUUUGGUGAUUAACAUCUCGACGUUGAACAUGACCAAACCAUCUUAACAUAUGCUUCUUCAUUUUGGCAUCAAUUGGUGCCACCCCUAGACAUCCCCUACUAUACCAAUUUAUUUAAUUUUAUCCUUUUUAUUGCUGGAUACACCCAUAUAUCUAAGGAUUCUCAUUUCCGCCACGAGCAUUCGUUGUUCUUAUAAUAUGAAUAGCAGUGUUUCGUAAUUCUCUUUUGUUUUAUAUUUAUUGCUCCAGUUAUUGAUUUCUACUAGUUAUAGGUUGUUUUUAUCUCUAUCUAAUUUUUGGUGUACACUCUGUGUCCUCUUCCCUUAUAUGUAUAUUGAAGUUAUAUUUACCAUGUUUAAAAAUAUUUCGGAGCCACUGGGCGUGAGAAAUUUGAGGAACCUGUGUGUGCAGUAAUGUAAAAUUUACUGAAUGUACAUAUUUAUAUAUUGUGAUAUAUUUUAUAUUAAAAUUAGUUUUUAUAUGUAAAGAAGGUAAUAUAUUUUUUAACUAAA